Molecule: messenger RNA, 2775 nt
Organism: Pecten maximus
Lineage: Eukaryota; Metazoa; Mollusca; Bivalvia; Pectinida; Pectinidae
Product: yrdC domain-containing protein, mitochondrial-like
Exons: 5
Coding region: 78-839 (253 amino acids)
Biological process (GO): regulation of translational fidelity
Cellular component (GO): cytoplasm
Molecular function (GO): double-stranded RNA binding; tRNA binding; nucleotidyltransferase activity
Source: RefSeq, a predicted model, not a curated record
UGAAAAGACCAGAACGCAAUAUAAAUAUGGCUGCUUCCAGAUGAUGAAACAUGCUGUAAUUAUGAAGAAGUCAUGACAUGGUUUUAUUUAAAUACUCCCUGAAUAUUUUAAAGAAAUCAACACCGUGUGGUAUUUCUGCAAUAAUGGCUAAGGUUGUGGACAUAAAUAAUCACGAUUUGCAGCACGUGGUUGCCUUGGCAACACAAAGCCUCAAAGCAGGAAACAUCAUAGCAGUGCCAACGGACACCAUAUAUGGGGUCGCAGGUCUAGCACAGAGAAAUGAUGCUACAAGUAGGAUUUAUCAACUUAAAAACCGGGACUUGAAAAAACCGAUCGCAAUCAGUGUUGCUGAUAUUGAUGAUGUAUAUAAGUGGGGUCAUGUGACUGUCUCACGGGAAUUGCUAACAGAACUGCUCCCUGGUCCUGUCACUGUUGUGUUCCGGAGGAAAGACGAGCUGAGUCCCAGCUUAAAUCCUGAUGUCCACCUUAUAGGGAUCAGAAUACCUGACCAGCAGUUUAUCAGGUCCCUCGCCAGGGCGUGUCAGGAACCGAUCGCCUUGACCAGCGCUAACAUCAGUUCUGCUCCCAGCACUGUGUCUGUAGAGGAGUUCAGCGAGUUGUGGCCCAUGUUGGACUUGGUGGUUGAUGGAGGGAUGCUUGGAAAUACGACGGAGUCCAGACAGGGUUCUACCGUUGUAGACUUGUCACAGACCGGAGUGUACAGAAUUAUACGCGAUGGAAGUGCUUUACGGCCUACAUCAGAUUUACUGGAGAGACAUGGACUGAAGAAUGGGAAAAUGUUAGACUCGUCAGUUGAUGCUGCUGGGACGGAAAGAUAGCAAAAAUGUUGCGACAUAAGUCUAUUUAAAAUCACAUGUGAUAUUUCUGCAAUUUAAAGUGUAUAUAGACCGUGUAUACUCUCUGUGAGUGGCAGGACAUGAAGCAGUAAUUUGCAAUUUUUUCAUAACAUCAUUUGUUUUAUAAAAUCUUUUUUAUCCAGGACCAAUAAAAAAUUUUGACAAGAGUUUUAUUUCCCUACCUUGUGAAUUGGUCUAUAACAACUGUUAAGGUUUCUCAGGGUAUAACCAGUAGGAAGCAACAGAGGUUUAAAAUGUUGAAACUUAGAUUUCUCCAUGCUAUAAAUACUUUAAAGUUUUGAUUUUUUUUCUUACUGUUAAAAUUUUAUUGGUUGAACUAAAAGUUUGAAUCACUUUACUUAACUUAUUUAUUUCUUUGAAUUAAAUUUGCGGUAUUUUACAUUUUUUGAGUGAAAUAUGCUUUGAAAUAAGCAACACUGUCCCAAGGGAGACAAAUCGCACACAAAAAAUCCAAAAAAGGUCCUUGUAAAUCAACAGUAGCUUCCCUUUUGUUUUUUUAUCUUACAGUUUUUGACCGAUUCAUAACAGCUGUUAACAUAUACAUGUACAUUUAACAAAUGAAAACAGAAUUUUACCCGUAGAAAUCUCAAAAACUUAUUGUUUAUAUUGAAUAGUGGAUUUAAUGAAAAUAUAUCCUUCUUUGUAAUUCCCAGUUGUUCAUUAGGACCUAACAAGCACAGUCAUGGUGGGAUCAACAUGUGCUUAUUUUACCCAUGAUGCAUUUUGAUCAUAUUAGAUGUCGUAAUAAAAACACCAAGGCUCCACCAAAUUCACUGAUGGCACAUUAUUUACAUGUUAAUACACUGCAAUACCAUUUUAUUGAAAUAUGUCGUCUGGCAGUUGACCCAGUAUGUUUUCGUAUUUAAUCAGAUUGAACACCAGUCUCCUAGGUGAAUAGAUUGUAUGGUAAAUCACUUCGCCACCCGAUAACCUGAACUAUUCAUGUGAUCUCGAUACGACUCUCUUCACUUUUCCACUCCCUCUCCGUGACUACCUCGGACACUGCUACCACUGACAUGUACCCAUGGCUACACAUACAAGGCCCAUAGUUUUAAACACAUCCUCCAUGUAUAAUUAAACUCCAUGAUAUCAUCAACAUCACUUGAUAUUUGUUGGGACCAAUUGUACUAUUGUGCGAAUCUGUAAACAUUAACAUGCUUUUUACGAAAUAACUUGAUUUGAUACUGAAAACUUACGUAUUUUAGAAGUUAUGAUUUGAUACUGAAAACUUACAUAUUUUAGAGGUAAUCUUUUUUCUGUUAUCUUUACACUAAAAUCGCACAAAAUUGCACUAAAUUUUGAAUAUGCUAAUUGCAAUUUUUAAUUAUUUAAAAAAAAAUUCAUGCAUUUAUAAAUUUAUGAUUUGCUUAAAUUUCUGUGCUCAAAAAGAAGUUUAUUUAUGGUAUGUGUCUCGCCACAAUUUCCUUGAUUAAUAUUUUUGUUGCAGUUUUAAUGAAAUUAGGGACCUUGUGCCCUGAUUUGUUUGUAAAUGGUAACCAGCCAUCUGUAUUUGUUAUGAAAGAUGUGAUUUUUUCUCGGGUCAUUUUCCCUUCUAACUUUUGAUCUGAUGGUGAUGUAACAUACUAACAUCACAGAUAUAUGUAUUUAAAACAAAGAAUGAUGUUGUUAUAAACAAUUUUUUCUCAGGAUUUUAGUAUAUAUUGGCACGAACUGACAUGAUGUGUCAGGCUUUGGCAUUUAACCAAAUAGAAUCUGGAUGUUCAUUUUUCUGAAUGUACCUUAUAUUAUAUUCUUGUUUCCGAGGAGUCAAGCUCUCAUGUCAGCAAGUCACUUUUUACCUUUUUCUUUUGAUUUGAAUAAAAGUUUUAAAUAAACAAACUUGUAUAUUAAUUAUGUCUGUGAUAUAAAGCUAUUUUUUAAUAAAAGAAUAAAGAUA